Molecule: messenger RNA, 582 nt
Organism: Labrus mixtus (cuckoo wrasse)
Lineage: Eukaryota; Metazoa; Chordata; Actinopteri; Labriformes; Labridae
Product: glycine N-acyltransferase-like protein 3
Exons: 2
Cellular component (GO): mitochondrion
Molecular function (GO): glycine N-acyltransferase activity
Source: RefSeq, a predicted model, not a curated record
UUCCGUAAAUGUAAUUAUUAUCUGCAUGAUUCUGUCCAAGGAUUCGAUCAUCGCCACAUCGGGUUAUUCAAAGCAGUGGCAUCAGAAAAAGAAGUGCCCGGACGAGAGCUGGCCGUGUGUCAAGUGAAGAUACUGGAGGACGUUUCCAAGCUUCCUGAUAUAGACAGCUCGGGGAUGUCACUCAGCUCUCUGGACAAGUCACACAUCAGCUUGGUGAAUCAGACGGGGAAGUUUUCAAAGAGCGAUCGGGCUCUCGUUCUGAUUAGAAACAUGAUCCUAAACUUCCCCUCCUGCUGCGUGCUGGAUGACGAAGGUCAGCCCGUGUCCUGGAUCCUGGUGUAUAAUAAAUUCUCCAUGGGCAUGCUGUACACGCUGCCUGAGCACAGAGGGAAAGGUUAUGCCAAAGUCCUGAUCUGCAGCAUGGCGAGGAGGCUCCACGCUGAGGGGUACCCUGUGUACACCUUCAUCCAGGAGGGGAACACGCUCUCCCACAGGCUCUUUACAAAGCUGGGCUUCACUGAGGCGCCCUCAUACAGAGGGGCGUGGUUUGAGUUCAAUGAGUUUUAAAUACUUACAGCAGGG